This is a messenger RNA of Baudoinia panamericana UAMH 10762, 1035 nucleotides long. RefSeq lists its product as uncharacterized. Gene Ontology annotation, biological process: tRNA threonylcarbamoyladenosine modification. Lineage: Eukaryota; Fungi; Ascomycota; Dothideomycetes; Mycosphaerellales; Teratosphaeriaceae. The transcript is spliced from 2 exons. The coding region runs from base 1 to 1035 and encodes 344 amino acids. The record is from RefSeq and is a predicted model, not a curated record. Gene Ontology annotation, cellular component: EKC/KEOPS complex; cytoplasm.
AUGCCGAUCGCAAUAGGACUGGAAGGAUCAGCCAACAAGCUAGGUGUGGUGCAAAUACUGGCCAAUCUACGACAUACCUUCAAUUCGCCACCCGGCACUGGCUUCCUUCCCAAGGACACUGCAGCGCACCACCGCAGAUGGGUCGUACGCCUGGUCAAGCAAGCCAUGAAGCAGGCCAAAGUCCGCCUGGAAGACAUCGACUGCAUCUGCUACACCAAAGGCCCUGGCAUGGGCGCCCCUCUUGGCUCAGUGGCAAUUGCUGCCCGUACACUCAGCCAACUCUGGGACAAACCUCUUAUAGGCGUCAACCACUGCGUCGGCCAUAUAGAGAUGGGUCGCGCGAUCACCGGUGCAGACAAUCCAGUUGUCCUCUACGUGAGCGGAGGGAAUACUCAGGUGAUCGCGUACAGCGCGCAACGGUAUCGUAUCUUUGGUGAAGCCCUAGAUAUAGCUGUUGGGAAUUGUCUUGAUCGUUUUGCGCGCGUGCUCAACAUUCCGAACGAUCCUGCGCCAGGGUACAACAUCGAGCAACUUGCUAAAAAAGGCAGCGUUCUUCUUGAACUUCCUUAUGCGGUCAAAGGCAUGGACGUCUCCUUCUCUGGCAUUCUCGCUCGUGUGGAAGAAAUGGCUAAGAAGCUCGAAGCUUCCCUAACCAGCUCGGACGGGCCCUGGCGAGACGAUGAAACUGGCGCCGAGGUAACCACUGCGGACCUUUGCUUCACGUUGCAGGAAACCGUUUUCGCUAUGCUGGUAGAGAUCACCGAGCGUGCCAUGGCUCAUGUAGGCGCGAACCAAGUCUUGAUCGUCGGAGGCGUGGGCUGCAAUGAGCGGCUGCAGCAGAUGAUGGGCAUGAUGGCUGCGGAACGCAAUGGCAGCGUUUAUGCUACUGAUGAGCGCUUUUGCAUUGACAACGGGAUCAUGAUUGCACAUGCGGGCUUGUUGGCGCACAAGAUGGGAUUUAGGACGGAGCUGGAAGAAAGCACGUUUACGCAGCGGUUUAGGACGGAUGAGGUACUAAUCAAUUGGCGGGACUGA